GACACUGGGUACCAUAGAGGUGGGGUGCAGCAAUGAGUUGAAAAUGGGGAAAGGCGUUUGAAAGUCUCACAUGAAGCUACUGGCCCCCCUAAGCCCCCCUUCACCUCCCACAAGCAGCCAAGUGACAAUCUCCUUUCCUUACCCCCAGCAGGCAACUAGAGGGUUAUUUUCUCGAGAAAACGAAUGAGACACCGAGAAGUUCAGGAUUCAGGGAUGCCAGGCAGACAGUUACCUUGGAGCGGCAGGGCCUGGGAGGGGCAGGGAGGCACGAGAUUGUCACUUUCCAUCACAAACUCGUUUGUAGAAUUUAAUUUCCUAUGUGCAUGUGUUGCUUUGAUAUAUUUCAGGUUUAGGUAAGCAUAAAAUAAAGAUGCAUAAAUAAUAAAAAAAAUAUAUGAGAGCCAUUAGGUGUUCUUACCUUUAUGUUUUAUGUUUACCAGUGUACACUGUUUCUCAAGAACCUCCAUGCUGAGGGGAGGUUCUUCUAGCCAACUGCAUCCCACCUUACUUACCAAACAAACAAACCCGUUGCCAUCCAGUGGAUUCUGACUCAUAGCGACCCUAUAGGACAGAGUAGAACUGCCCCAUAGAGCUUCCAAGGAGCGCCUGAUGGAUUUCAACGGCCGACCUUUUAGUCAGCAGCCGUAGCACUUAACCACUACGCCGCCGCUAGAGCUCAGAAUCCAUGCAUUCAAGCUUCACGACCCACAAUCCGGUCACAUGGGUUGAGACCUUUCUGCCACACUGCCGGUGCCAUGUCUGCAGGCUGUGCACAGGAAAGAUGCUGCUGAGGGCUCUCCCACCGACAACCCCAGAAUUACAUAAGUUCGUGUUUUCAGCACACGAGGUCUCAUUCAUUGGAUCUGCAAGUGCUGAGCCCAACAAGUACCGGGCUACGUACUGAGUUAGGGACUGGAGUCAGAAACAGGAAAAGACAAUCAGGCCCAGCCCUCAACCUGGUACCGGGAGCCUGUCAGCCGCUCCACAAGCGGCGCCGCACCUGUCUCCCUCACAUCUCUGCGUACCCCGACCCCGCCUCUAUCCGGGCCUCUCGCGCUCCGUGUUUCCCCUCUGCCCGCAGGCGUAGAGCUCUGAGCCCAGGUCGCAGCCCAGGGCGGUGCGUCAUUUGCCCGCGCCGGGAGGGAGAGGGGCGGGGCCCCGCCGGAGGCGCCUGAGUGGAGACGAAGGGUCUGGUCGCCUAGCGACAGACCCACGCGGAGCCAUGGAGCCCAGCCGCAACCGGGAACGCGAGGCCAGGGAAUAUUUGGAAAAACAUAAGAUCAUGGAGUUCCUGAACCUGCUCACCAGCGCACUCCUCUUUUUCCGUCCGGGAAAACCAAGAGAAUAUUUAAUAGCUACAUUGGAAAGACUGAGAAUUGCCCAAGUAACAGGCGUGCCUUUUUCUUUCUUUAUGGAUAACAGUAAUAUUGUGGCUAUGUUUGAGAUGAUGGACUCCUCAAAUAGAGGCAGCAUAUCAUUUGUACAGUAUAAAGAAGCCCUAAAGACCUUGGGUCUGUGUACUGCAGAUGAAGUUUUAAAAGAUGAUGGACAUGCAAUAACCUUGGAAAAAUUCAGGGACGAAGUGUAAGUUUUUUUUUUGAAUGCGUAAUAUUUUAAUAUGUCAUGAUUUUUAAGUAGAAUUACUACAUUUUAGAAUAGAGGUUCUGUCUUAGUCAUCUAGUGUUGCCAUAACAGAAACACCAUAAGUGGAUGGCUUUAACAAAGAGAGAUGUAUUUUCUCAUUCUCACAGUCUAGUAGGUUACAAGUCCAAAUUCAGGGUGUCAGCUCCAGGGGAAGGCUUUCUGUCUUUGUCAGCUCUGGAAGAAGGUCCUUUGUCCUCUAUCUUCCCCUGGUCAAGGAGCUUCUCAGGCCCAGGGACCCCGUGUCCAAAGAACACACUCUGCUCCUGGUGCUGCCUUCUUGGUGAUAUGAGGUCCCCAACUCUCUGCUUGCUUCCCUUUCCUUUUAUCUCUUGAGAGAUAAAAGGUGGUACAGACCACACCUCAGGGAAACUCCCUUUACCUUGGAUCAGGGAGGCGACCUGAAUAAGGGUGGUGUUACAAUCCCACCCUAAUCCUCUCAACAUAAAAUUAUAAUCACAAAAUGGAGGACAACCACACAAUACUGGGAAUCAUGGCCUAACCAAGUUGAUACACACAUUUUUGGGGUGACAUAAUUCAA
This is a messenger RNA of Loxodonta africana (African savanna elephant), 2182 nucleotides long. RefSeq names its product EF-hand calcium binding domain 10 (gene EFCAB10). Lineage: Eukaryota; Metazoa; Chordata; Mammalia; Proboscidea; Elephantidae. The coding region runs from base 1223 to 1588 and encodes 121 amino acids. The transcript has 3 exons. The record is from RefSeq and is a predicted model, not a curated record. Gene Ontology annotation, molecular function: calcium ion binding.